Messenger RNA from Triticum dicoccoides, 657 nucleotides. RefSeq lists its product as uncharacterized. The annotation marks the transcript as partial. Lineage: Eukaryota; Viridiplantae; Streptophyta; Magnoliopsida; Poales; Poaceae. The transcript has a single exon. The record is from RefSeq and is a predicted model, not a curated record.
UUUACUGUGUAUAAACGUGCUCUGUUUCUGAUCGUUGGUUGGUUUGCUGAUUUCUUCUUGGGUUUUCCAUCCAAUGCGCAGGGUCUCCUGCCGCUGUUCCUCCGGGCGGUGGCGAGGCUGGCGGCGUGCGUCGCGAGCCGGCCGCCGGCGGCCGUUGCGGCGACCGUGCUGUACCACGGCGGGGCGCUGCCGAGGGACCCCCGGCUGGAGCGGCUGGUCUGCGACGGCAUGCUCAACGGCGGCGGCGGCGACAGCCGCAUCCUGCAUUUCGUCGUCGGCGUGAUGAGGUCCCUGGGCUAGCUGCGAGACGUGCCUAGCAUGCUUUCUUCCGUCAGGAGAAUCCACGGAGUUGGCCGGCAUCAGAUUUCUAUAUGUUCGGAGUAGUAGUUUAGUUCGGUACUGACCCAGCUAAUUUGAAGUUCUCUGAAGAGAACGUGCGUGUGUAGAUUAUUGUUAGGCCAGGAAGUCAGUCGGCGUCGGCGCCGGCGCCGUUUAUUGCGCCGGACGGCCACAUGCUCGGCCUUCCUGCGAGAAACAACCCAAAAAUGCUUCGACUCAACGUGGCCAGUCUGACUAAUAAAAAUGCUGUCAUGUGGCAGAAAUUCAAGGUUGAAAUGUCAAAUGCAUACCAACUUAAAACUCACAUGCACACAGCAC